This is a messenger RNA of Aedes aegypti (yellow fever mosquito), 1181 nucleotides long. It is a transcript of the gene mRpS35, whose product is annotated as 28S ribosomal protein S35, mitochondrial. Lineage: Eukaryota; Metazoa; Arthropoda; Insecta; Diptera; Culicidae. Gene Ontology annotation, cellular component: mitochondrial small ribosomal subunit. Bases 124 to 1113 code for a protein of 329 amino acids. The transcript has 3 exons. Gene Ontology annotation, biological process: mitochondrial translation. The record is from RefSeq and is a predicted model, not a curated record. Gene Ontology annotation, molecular function: structural constituent of ribosome.
UGACAGAUCGUUUUUGGAAGUUUUCUCCGGCAUGAUGUAAACGAGUGUUGUGUGACCGAAAAAUAUUCUAAAAUUCCGAAGAAUUUCCUCAAUAGUUUUGUUAAUUGUUAAUAUAAUUUUAUAAUGGCAUCCAUUACUCGACUGGUGAGCAAACCGAUGAUUCAAUUCCCGGUGCGGAUUGCGGGAUGCAGAUGGUUAUCAACGCGACAGGAACCGGACCCAAUAAACCAUGCCAAUGAUGAAGAAUUCCGCGUAUUGAAUUUCAAACAGGUGAAAUCACAGCGAUUAGCUCGGCGGAAAAUGGCCAAAUUAGAAGUUCCCCCGCCAAGAUCGCAGCAGAUGGCCACCGAUCAGGACUGGGGUGCCGUCUGGCCGGGCCCCAAAACGUUCGUUCCGGCCACAGUUCCGCUACAGCUGCGCCAAGGGUACAUCUCCAAGAAGCACCAAGUCCCACCGGGCAAAUUCGCCAAUGCUGAACUGAUGAAGAUUCCGAACUUCCUCCACUUGACUCCGCCGGUCAUCAAGCAACAGUGCGAAGCCUUGAAGCAAUUCUGCACCCCCUGGCCCAAGGGUCUGGAAACGGAGCAAAAGAUGAAGCAGCACUUCCCGGUGGAUUACAUUUCGACCGACUAUUGUCAUGCGCUGCCCACCAUUCGGAAUCCGUUGUCCCGUAUCGUCACGGUUCAACUGAAGGUCGACACUCUAAAGCUGAACAAGCACGCCAAAGAUAAGUUCUUGCGACUGGUUGGCGAACGAUACAACCCGGAUACAGAUGUGCUAACCCUGGUGACGGAUCGAUGUCCUCUGAAGAAGCAAAACUACGAUUAUGCCAUGUAUCUGCUGACGGCACUGUACCACGAAUCGAACGUGGUUGAACCGUGGGAGGACACCAAAACGGAAGCCGAUAUGGAAUAUUACGACUUCCAGCGGAAUGUGGCCAAGGUAAACUCGGAAUCGAUUCUGAACUGGGGCAAAUCGGAGGGAGAUUCUCGGCAGGAAGCCCCCACCAGCUAUGCCACGGCAGUGGAACAACUUUUCAACGAUGGUGAAAACGAGUACAAUUUGCAGAAGUACAAGGAACAAACGGUGCAAUUGCUGGGCUUGGCCAAGUGAAGUCCGAGAUAAUGGAAGCUUUUAUAGAGCAUGGUUUUCAAUAUUGGAAAUAUAGCCGGGAAAGUAUA